UGACAUUCAUGACAGCUGUCUGACUUUCGCGCGGGACAGAUGCGCGGCGCGCGCAAGUGUCAAAUCAACGCGAGAUCACUGACUUGAACAGAUUCUGUCAGCUUUCCCUGAGGAAUAAACGUGAGUAUGAAAGGUUUGGAAGACCAGGCUUUGGAGGAUGAGUCGGGAUACCAAGAAGAUGAGGAAUCCUUUUUUCAAGACAUUGAGCUCUUACAGAAGCAUGGCAUUAACAUGGCUGACAUUAAGAAACUGAAGUCUGUAGGGAUUUGUACUGUGAAAGGCAUCCAGAUGACUACACGCCGUGCUCUCUGUAAUGUAAAGGGACUGUCUGAGGCUAAAGUGGACAAAAUAAAGGAAGCUGCUGGAAAGUUGCUGACAUGUGGAUUUCAGACAGCAUCUGAAUACAUUAUAAAAAGGAAGCAAGUGUUCCACAUCACAACUGGCAGUUUGGAGUUUGACAAACUCCUUGGAGGAGGUGUAGAGAGUAUGGCCAUUACUGAGGCUUUUGGUGAAUUCAGAACUGGAAAGACCCAACUCGCUCACACACUGUGUGUAACUGCUCAGCUUCCUGGUGAAUAUGGGUAUUCAGGAGGAAAGGUCAUCUUCAUUGAUUCUGAAAACACCUUUCGGCCUGAGAGACUGAAGGACAUAGCUGACAGAUUCAAUGUGGAUCAUGAAGCUGUACUGGAUAAUGUGCUAUAUGCACGUGCAUAUACGAGUGAGCAUCAGAUGGAAUUAUUAGACUUUGUUGCAGCCAAGUGUCAUGAGGAAGGAGGUGUCUUCAAGCUUCUGAUAAUAGACUCAAUUAUGGCUCUGUUCCGGGUGGACUUCUCUGGAAGAGGCGAGCUGGCUGAGAGACAGCAAAAGCUUGCACAAAUGCUUUCCAGACUGCAGAAGAUCUCUGAAGAGUACAACGUUGCAGUGUUUGUUACCAACCAAAUGACUGCAGAUCCAGGAGCUGGAAUGACAUUUCAAGCAGAUCCCAAAAAGCCCAUUGGAGGACACAUACUGGCGCAUGCCUCCACCACACGCAUCAGCUUGAGGAAAGGACGUGCUGAGUUGAGAAUUGCCAAAAUAUUUGAUAGCCCAGACAUGCCAGAAAAUGAGGCUACUUUUGCCAUCAUGGCUGGAGGAAUAACAGAUGCCAAAGACUAAAAAUCUACACAGAAAGCAUGUUACAUAAAUGUCUUCAUUUUGUUCAAGAUGGAAUCUGUUCAAGUUAACACAUAAACCAGUUGUACCUAUUUAUUUACAUGUUUAUCUACUGUCUAUCUGUUAAUACACUGUAUUUAUUCUUUAUUUAUACAUCACACAUCUGUUUAUAUAUUGUAUUUUUUUAAUUGUUUAUUUAUACAAUGCCAUUUUAAUUGUAAAACAAAAGUACAUAAAAACGGUUUAAUAAAAACUACUGCAGUCACAUA
Ctenopharyngodon idella (grass carp) is the source of this 1421-nucleotide messenger RNA. It is a transcript of the gene dmc1, whose product is annotated as DNA meiotic recombinase 1. The record is from RefSeq and is a predicted model, not a curated record. The transcript has 14 exons. Gene Ontology annotation, molecular function: double-stranded DNA binding; ATP hydrolysis activity; ATP-dependent DNA damage sensor activity. The coding region runs from base 127 to 1155 and encodes 342 amino acids. NCBI's taxonomy places the organism in Eukaryota, Metazoa, Chordata, Actinopteri, Cypriniformes, Xenocyprididae. Gene Ontology annotation, biological process: DNA recombinase assembly; reciprocal meiotic recombination; DNA repair. Gene Ontology annotation, cellular component: condensed nuclear chromosome; nucleus.